Molecule: messenger RNA, 879 nt
Organism: Parastagonospora nodorum SN15
Lineage: Eukaryota; Fungi; Ascomycota; Dothideomycetes; Pleosporales; Phaeosphaeriaceae
Exons: 4
Coding region: 1-879 (292 amino acids)
Source: RefSeq, a predicted model, not a curated record
AUGGCGGAACCCGCAGCCCAGGCGCCACCACCCGCACCCGCACCGCCGUCGACAGCCGUAUCGCGGCGACCUUUUGCAUUAGUUCUUAUUGAUGCAGAUGCAGAAGGCUUCUUGUUCCAAGACAAAUAUCUCACAAAGAAAGCCCAGGGCGGCGAAGCCUUGGCCGAUGAACUCAUGGUCCGGACACGUGAAUACCUAAGAGCACAAUUCGAAGACGCAGAUGCUAUGGACAUUAUAGUGCGCGUGUACUCUAACCUAGAAGGUAUGGCGAACUUCCUCGUAAAGCUCGACAAAGUGCGAAAUCUCGGCCAAUUGCGGGCUUUCUCAACGGGCUUCUGCGGUCGGAUAUCGAGCUUUGAUUGGAUCGACACUGGCGUUGCAAAGGAAGGUGGUGCAGGAAGAAAAGUCAGGGAAAACCUCGCCUUCUACACAUCGAACUCUCACUUACGGCACGUCCUUGUCGCCUGCUCGCCUAUCGAUCUCCCUACAUCAAUGUUCACCACUCUCCCCCUGGACAAAGUUACCCUGAUUGAGUCAUUACCACUGCCACCAGCACUCACUGCACUACCCAUCAAAGUAACCAAAUUCGCCUCUAUUUUUGUUCCACCGCCACCUAUCAAAAGUCCCAAAUCAAGAGACCGGGACCGGGAGCGUGGCCGUAACGGCCCACAGCUCCAGCUCAUGCAGCAAGAAGACGACGGUAACGGUGCAACGUGGCUAGUUAUUCAACCAGAUGGUCAUCACUCACGGAGUAAAAGCCAAGGAGGAGCGUUACGGAGGAAAGGACACAGCGACGACGACACAGAGAGUCUGAACAUUAGCAUUGGGCCAAACAACACUGUCAGUGUUGAUAGUGGAAGGCGGAGAAGGCUUAUGUAA